UUAUCAGCAACUAAGACGUACCAUGAGCUCCCGUCCUCUUCACGUUGUCUUGGAACAUCGCAGCGAUGCCGAGUUCUGUGAUUAUCUCCAGUCUCUCCAAAGGCAGCGACCGCGUACCAUGAACGUCUUUUCGGACUUUCAGUGGAUCCAAACGGGUCAGAUUAUUCGUGGCGAUCAGAGACGAGCUCUCUUUUGCGCAUUGGGCAAGAUGGCGUCGCAACUCAAGCAUCUUCAGAUUGACCUCUUGUGUGACUUGUACAUUCCCGAUGAAGAAGUGGACGCACUCGAGUUCAACUUGAUUCAUACUGAUGAAAAUGAAAAUGAGAACACUGCCACCGUGCAAGACAGCAACAGCGAUGACGAUGACGAAGGCGCCGUGCUGAUUCAGAAACUGCAGGUCCUUCCUUGUUCCAUCCUGACCAGUCUACUGCAACAAGCACCUCAGUUGGAAUCUCUGAGCUUGAAAGAACUCUGGCUCUCGGGAUCCACCCAAGAAUUGGACGAUCUGGUACACUGUCUGACCACCCAUCCCACUCUCCACAAAGUAGACGUAAGGUGGAAACUGACGGGAGGACGACGUCAUCAUCAUGCCCGGAUCCUCGAUCCCCUGAUUGCCGGAAUUUGUCGCAUGCCCCAAUUGACACAUGUCAAUCUCAUGAUCCCACACUGGUCCAACGAAUUGGCGCUCUUGGCGAAUACUAGUAGCAGGCUCAUCACUACGGCCCAAUUGACGGUCGAAUCCAUGGAAUGCCAUCCCGAUGGACUGGCCCAAUUGUUACGAGAUUGGAAACAACAACCUCCCACAAGCCUGCGUCGAUUGGAAUUGUCCGCCUUUUCCAUCUUGCAUCACGCCGGAACCGCACUGUUGGAUCUCUUGCACCACAACGCCCACUUGGAACACUUGGCCGUUGUCGAUCACAACAUUUUUGGCACAUCAUCACAAUCACAAUCAUCACCAUCACCCGAGGACCCACCAUCGUUUGCCCACAAGUUGGUGGCAGCACUGGAAACCAAUACGGCGUUGAAGCAUUUGCAAAUGAUUAGUCGGGCAUCAUGUCGUCGUGGUCGCAAUACCAAAAAAUCCGCGGGGCGACCACUGUUUGCCCGUUUGUUGGAACAAUCCAAUUUGACCUUGCAACAUGUCGAUAUUGCGCAUCAUGAAGGACUCUACUUUUCCGCUCCUGUACUCUCCUCUUUGCGUGAAGGUGGAGGACAACGACGAGAAGAUGCCUUGGACUUUUAUCUCCGGCUCAAUCAAGAGGGAUAUCGACGACGACUCUUGAAGAAUACCAAUCAUCCUAAUGGGAACGACCACAAUAGUCACCACAACAAUAACGACAACGAAUGGUACCGAGCCGUGAAAUAUUACCAACAAGACACGGCCAGUCUGUUUGCCUUGUUGCAGGCGUGUCCAUCGGUCCUGUCAUCCUUGGCCCCCUAGACAGCUACCGCUUCUACUAGGGAACUGUAAAAACCACCUAGCUAGAUGGCUAGCAAAAUGUAAAAACCACUUAUAGUCUGCACAUAUUAUCUUUCUCUUGGGCUCUCUCGUUGU
Messenger RNA from Seminavis robusta, 1555 nucleotides. The record is from the annotation of a GenBank genome assembly. Lineage: Eukaryota; Bacillariophyta; Bacillariophyceae; Naviculales; Naviculaceae.